AUGCGCGUGCUGAAAUUCACACUCUUAGUCUGCGCUUUCGCUGGAUGUUGGCAACCGUCGUCAUGGACAUCAUUAUUCAAACACAUAAUUUAUAAAACUUACGCUAUGUUUUUAGUCUCCGCGUUGUAUAUAUUUUCGAUAUCUCAAUUUAUGAACAUGAUAUUCAACGUUGAAAAUUCUGAUGAAUUCACCAAUUCUCUAUACAUGAUGUUAACCGUAUUCGUCGCAGGCUAUAAACAAGUUUAUAUGUGGGUAGAUCGCAAAAAUAUUAUGGUAAUAUUCAACGUUCUCAAUGAGAAACCUUUUGCAGCAUGUGAAACACGCGAAGUAAUGAUUCAACAGAAAUUUGAAAAAAUAAUACAAAAUAGCAUAUUGCGAUAUUUAUUUAUCGUCUUGAUGGCAAUUGUAUCGACAAUUUUGACAUCUCUUGUUACGGAGUUCAAAAAAGGAAACUUGACAUAUAAGGCAUGGGUACCGUUCGACUACUCAUCCUUUGUUAUAUAUAUUCUCGUAUACAUUCACCAACUGAUAGGCAUGGCAACCUCCGGUAUAGUAAAUGUGGCUUGCGAAGGUGUAAUUUGUGCACUUUUGUUGCAUAUUUGCUGUCAGCUUGAAAUUCUGGAGUAUCGAUUAACAAAAAUGACACAAAAUCAAGACAUUCUGCGCGAUUGUAUUUCUCAUCACAUUCGUAUUUUUGAAUAUGCGUACGCGGUGAAUAAUAUGUUUGCGAAAAUAAUCGCUCUUCAAUUCGCGGUGAGCAUGUUGGUGGUGUGCUCGAAUUUAUACCGAUUAGCAAUGGCGACAGAUUACGUGACCCUUAUUUCAUUAUCGUUGUACACAGGUGCCAUUCUGACACAAAUUUUCAUCUAUUGUUGGUUUGGGAACGAGGUCAAGAUGAAAAGUCUUCAAUUGGCGAAUAAUAUUUAUAAUAUGGAGUGGUCGAUGCUUAAUAAAAGCAACAAGAAAGGUCUUCUAUUAAUUAUGAAACGCGCCACAAUUCCCAUUGAAUUUAAUAGCAUGUACAUAAUCACGAUGAAUCUUGAGUCAUUUGUAGCUUUGCUUAAGAUGUCAUACUCGGCUUUCAAUUUGCUGCAUCAAACGAGUGAAUAA
Molecule: messenger RNA, 1110 nt
Organism: Linepithema humile (Argentine ant)
Lineage: Eukaryota; Metazoa; Arthropoda; Insecta; Hymenoptera; Formicidae
Product: odorant receptor 46a-like
Biological process (GO): detection of chemical stimulus involved in sensory perception of smell; sensory perception of smell
Cellular component (GO): plasma membrane
Molecular function (GO): olfactory receptor activity; odorant binding
Source: RefSeq, a predicted model, not a curated record